Molecule: messenger RNA, 478 nt
Organism: Hibiscus syriacus
Lineage: Eukaryota; Viridiplantae; Streptophyta; Magnoliopsida; Malvales; Malvaceae
Exons: 3
Coding region: 1-471 (156 amino acids)
Molecular function (GO): sequence-specific DNA binding
Source: RefSeq, a predicted model, not a curated record
AUGUCAUUACUUUCCAGAGUACUUUUCGGAGUCUUGAAAGGUGUAGCUCUGGUUGUGUUCACUGCCACCGCUGAUGCCUGCUUUUUCCUGUCGGAAUUAGUUGGGAACCUCCUUGUCAUUUCCCUUUGGCUUGACAAGCUGAGCUUUUCCCGAGCCCAGGUAGUUCAAAGAAGGGCAAGCCUGUUGAACUAUAUGCUAUUCCUGAGGCUUACUCCAACUUCGUCGAACAUAUUCAUUAACGUUGUGUCACCUAUUGUCGACGUGCUUUACCGUAUUUUCUUCACAGAAACUUUUAUCAGACUCAUACUCAUUGUAUACAUUACAAUCAGGACAUUAAUAACUCUCGAAGAGUUACAAUCUUCAAACUCUAACACAAUCAAUGAUAUUUACGACAUCAACUUGACCGCCACUCUUUUCCUUAUAGGGAUCGUCUCCGUCACACCGACGCUAAUGAGGAAGACCAAAUCAUAGCAUUUUA